Messenger RNA from Mytilus californianus (California mussel), 1526 nucleotides. Its product is annotated as suppressor of cytokine signaling 2-like. Lineage: Eukaryota; Metazoa; Mollusca; Bivalvia; Mytilida; Mytilidae. Gene Ontology annotation, cellular component: phosphatidylinositol 3-kinase complex. The transcript has a single exon. Gene Ontology annotation, biological process: phosphatidylinositol phosphate biosynthetic process; intracellular signal transduction. The record is from RefSeq and is a predicted model, not a curated record. Gene Ontology annotation, molecular function: 1-phosphatidylinositol-3-kinase regulator activity. Bases 243 to 992 code for a protein of 249 amino acids.
UGCGCUGUUUCUCGAAAGGGGAUUUCCGAGGAAAACACCUGAUUUUCUGAGAAUGAUAGGUCUCCUUUAUUUUGUGAACUCUCAGUUCGAUUAUUCUUAGUAGCCUCGAUGGUGUAUUUAAAAGGCGGAGUUUUCAGUUUGUGUUUCAAAUGUCUCUACGAACCUAAAAGAGAAGACAUAAAAUUAUAAACAAAGUUAGUUACGUUAUCAGUCGGUGAAGUAGGGCAAGGAGGUACAUAUAAAUGUGUCCAAAAGAUCAAAUCAUCGUGUUUGGAUGUAUGGCAGAGUCAGAUUUCAAAAAUUUAAGUCCACACUACAAAAAGGAUUUGAUAGCAUACAAAGACGCAAAGAUUGAUAGACAACUUAAGUUACAAUCUGGUGGUACGUACACGUGUCGGACUUGUCCGAAAAAUACAGAAGAGAGAACUUCAGAUUAUUUAUGUGCCAAAGACUUUAAUGUCCAAAGUAGGAAUAUGGAAUUACUUAUGCAAUCAAACUGGUAUUUUAAUGGAAUGUCGAGUCAACAAGCAAAGCUAACAUUAGGCAAAUCAGACGUAGGAACAUUUUUAGUGAGGGAUAGUUCAGAUCCAAACUUCUUAUUUUCGGUGAGUGUGAAAACUCCUCGGGGACCAACAAGUGUACGGGUAUCAUAUUCAAAGGGAUUUUUUCAACUAGAUUGUGAUGUGAAUAUUAAAUCAAGUGUGCCAAAAUUUGAUUCAAUAGUUAGUUUAGUAGACUAUUACGUAAGAUUAGGAUUAAAUGAACGUAACAAAUGUAGAUGGUUAGAAAGUUCAGGACGCAAGGACUUGCCAAUAGUACUUAAAAAACCAAGAGUGAACGCAGUAACUGAUUUAAAACAUUUGUGUAGAUUGACAAUCAACCGCACUCUACCUGUGUCCCAGAAAAAAGAGGAGAUAGCAACGAACAUUGAUAGAAUUAACUUACCACGGCCUUUGUCGGAGUACUUGAAAUACUAUCCGCAUCUACAUUGAUGAUAAAUUAAACUAGGAUGUUUUUAUAUGAAAUCCAAAGAGACCACACUCUUGUUCUUUUAAGCAGCAUUCUACCUCUAAAGACUAAUGGUGCAAAACUUCGCAGGUAUAACAUAUAUACAUGUGGUGUGUUAACAUACGACGAGUCCACUAGUCGAGACAAUAAUUUGUGUUGGGGAGAAUAAAAGACCUACAAGCUUGUGUGGAUCGAUUAUGAAAUAUUUACGAACAGAGUUUGUUUAAAAAUUAAUUGAAAACAUAUCGAACACUGCCAUUUUCGAAAGCAAUAGUUAAAUAUUUAAGUAUGCAUGUGAAACUUAAAAUUAUAUUUUGUGAAAUUGCUAAAUAAUUUCUAUUCGCAUUCACAUAUAUUUUCGUAACGAAACAUGCAGAUAAUAUCUAUUAAUAAUAUUUUUAACAGUAUUUCGUAAUUUUCUGAUCGAAGGUGACAAAACGUGACAAGAUAGUAAUAGUAUUCAGUGUAUGUAUAUUUAAUUUAUUGUUAAUUGUUAUAAGAUAAAAAAAUUGAGUUUA